Messenger RNA from Vespa crabro (European hornet), 4639 nucleotides. RefSeq lists its product as uncharacterized. The transcript has 5 exons. Bases 2357 to 4126 code for a protein of 589 amino acids. The record is from RefSeq and is a predicted model, not a curated record. NCBI's taxonomy places the organism in Eukaryota, Metazoa, Arthropoda, Insecta, Hymenoptera, Vespidae.
GGACACGCGUACGUCCGGAGGAAGCUCCAUUCCGCUCGAUUACGCUCCAAGAGAAUAUUAUAUGGAGGAACUAUUAAGGGCGGUUCGCUUCUGCGGGUAACAGCUUCUCGAGCAUAAUGGUAGAAGGAUCCUUCUAUUGAAUAAACCCACGUCUCGCGCGUGAGGUUGGAAGAGGUAUAGUAGUACAACGUAUUCUAUUGAGCAACAACGACAACAACAACGAGAAGGAGAACGACGAGGACAACGAGAACGACGACUUGAAGCAAAGUUUGCCAAAGACUGUUCGGCCGAGUACAGGCUGGUAGCAUAGUGUGACGUGUGAGAUAGUAGAGGAAGUGGUGGUGGUGGUUAUGGUGGUGGUGGUGGUGGCGAUGGUGAUAGUGGUGGUGGUGUUGGUAAUGAUGAUGGUGGUAGUGCUAAGAUACAACGUGGUUGUAGGUCCACGAGAUACAACACAUACUACCAGCCUACGUGUUUCUUCUUUCUAUGUGUAGUGUCAGGAGGCCUCUUACGCUCGGCUCACUUUGUGCGAGGCGUCAGUGACUUCGCGUCCGCCGCUCCGAUCGGAUCUUCUCCUGGAUCAAGUACACGAAAGCUCAUGUCUUCGUUCGUACAUCGUUCGUUGAGUAUCUGAAAAGCAUUUAAAUAAAAUCCAUUAAAAAGAAGUCGUGAAUAAUUUUGAUUAAUGUGCUCCCCGACGAGCCUUCGAAACUCCAUAUUUAUUCUCUUAUAAAAUAGAUAUGAGAGAAGAGAAACGGUCCUGUAAAAACAUUCGACAUAUUAUUCAAACCUUUGAAAGAUGAACAUUCCAGAACUUCACUCCAAGUGGAAAAAUCUAGAUCGUUCGUUGUUUUAAAUAGAAUGCUAGGAGAAUUCGUUCGUUUAGAUCACGAUCUCUCUGGUGCGAUUUAAAAUCGCGCGAUAAGAAAACUGCUGCUGCUACUGCUGUUGCCGCUGCCGCUGCCGUUGCUGCUGCUGCCGCUGCUGCUGUUGCUAUUGCUAUUGCUAUUGCUGUUACUGUUGCUGUUGCUGUUCCUGUUGCUGUUACUGCUACUCCGAUCGAUCGCUUUGGUAUGCGAGAGAACGGAGCGAGAUAUCGAGGCAUUUGAAGGGCUCCCCAUGGCCUGCGAGAGAACGCAAAGCGAUAAAACUUGGAGAACGCAAGAGGGAAGGAGAAAGAGGGAUAUGUAUCUUACGUAGCACGUGAGAAAGCAGAGAUGCACCGGUAAAUCGUUAAACGCGACGGGGAUCGAACCGCGGGAGAUAACCUGCGUGCAAAAAAGAGAAAAACAAAAAAAAACAAAAAGAAAAGAAAGGAAAGAGAUACGUAUAGAGAGAAAGAAAGAGAAAAAGCGAGAGAAAAGAGAAAAGAAAGAAACAAUGAAGGAAGAAACGCAGUAUACUCGAUAGAUCCAUCUCGAUCGUGCAUCGGAAUCCUAUUGAAUCUUUUCCCGCCGUUUGAAUCGAUCUCGAUCGAUCGAUUGAAAAAAGUCCAGACUCGCGAGUGUAUUUUUCUUUCGGAAGCGUUUCAGAAACUAUCCGCGAGUAUCUAGAACGUGCCAAAUCGAACGUCUCUACGUACUACGAAUGCAAAAUCGUAAACCUCGAUUUCACUACGUACUGUUGCAGCUUGGUAACAGUUUAGCGUACAGUGAAUGAAUUUUGUCAUUAUCGAUAAAAAUUCAAGAGGGAAAUACGAAGAAGAAUCGAAAUAUUAGAUAAUAAAUAGAUAGGUAAUAAAAAAAGAAGGAAGGAAGAGAAGACAACACGUUAAAAGUGAUAGUGAAUGGCAGGGUACGAAGACGCCGAGUGACAUAAUCGAAGAAAGUGCCAGAGAAAGAAAGAGAGAGAGAGAGAGAGAGAGAGAGAGAGAGAGAGAGAGAGAGAAAGCGGUAUAGAGAGAGUAAGAGGGGAGAGAACCGAACCUGUUAUUAACCGGUAAACGCGCAGCCGCGCUCCUGUCAAGGUGGUGGUAAUGAAUCGGCGAGAAGGUGCAGAGAUUCGAAAUGCUUUUAAAGACAGGGAACGGUACGGUCAUCCGACCGGUGCGAAAAUCAAAUGACGAAUCGCCCGAGAGAUCGGGCACAAUGCUUCUUCUUCCUCAUGUGUUUCCUUUCUCGUACGGUCCUCGAGCUUUUCAAUCGUUCUAAUAGAAAAGAAAAAAAGAAGGAGAGGAGACUCGAUCGUGAUAUGUUGGAGAGGUGUUUUAGAGAAAAAGACAGAGGAAAAAAGAGAAGGAGUUGUGUCGUCCUUGUGAUCGGCUAGAUUAAGAAAGUAAGAGAAAAAGGAAUAGGAAGAGAAAAAAGUAAAAAGGAAUAAGAAAAAGAAGAAUAAAAACAAAGAAAAAUAAGGAAGUAUGUCGUCGAACGGUGAGUUCUCGACAAUGUCCAGCGAGGAAAUGCCCUCGUUACCGAAGAGUCUGCCGAGUUCUCGCGAGGCGACGGCCGAGGGUAGUUCCGGCUCCACUGGUGGAUAUAUGCCGCUUCGAGAGUUCCUAGACCGAUUUUCACUACCAAGGGUCGUCAGGCUUGAGGGUACCAGCGGCAGGCCUGUCCUCCUUUAUAAACAACAACAGAGAUCUCUUCGAGUCACUGCUACCUUACUGAUACAUCGAUAUCGACAUGACGUUAAAGUAGGACCAGAAAUUGUCAUUCCUGAAGGUUAUCCAGGAUGGUUUUCUGUGAUAUCUGGCAAUAACACAACAGGUAGUGCACGAGUCUACAGAAGGAUGGAAUCAUUGGUACGAGCCGGUGUGCCAGCUUUCCUUUUGGCGGCGCCAUUAAGAGCAUAUACACUUACGCACUCGAAAAUGGAAAAUGGGAAUCUUCGUGCUCACUACACAAAAACCACGAUACGGGCCGGUGAGAUACUGCGACUGAUAGCCGUUUUUCAAGAUACGAGAAAAUGUACCUCGGUUACUUUUGGUAUCUCCGGAGGAUCAUCGGAGAGGGAUCAAUACGCGCAAUGUUUGGAUCCUCAUGGACGAGAAGUGUUUGCACCACUCUCAGCGAGGGGUGAAUUUUACGCGAUAUGUCAGAAUGGAAGUACGGAUACUGGAAGCGAUGCAGUGCUUUAUAAAGUUCAUCAUCUUGCGAAAAGGCCUUUACCUUUGAGAGUACGACUGAUAGCAGGUCCAUUGCCGGUUCCAUUACCAAGAGAAUACGGUGGUUUGAUGCAACUGGAAUCUUCGACGCGUGGUCCUAUCGUUUUAGGAUGUAUAGUUCCAGAAAGGCCGGUCCAUAAUCCAGAAAUGCUGGAAUUAGUAGUAUCUGGUAAUGGUGCACCUAGAGUAAGAAGAGCACGAUUAGGUUAUCCAUCAGAAGCAAGAUUGUUGGCAUCACCGAAGAUGCAAAGACUCCUUGCAGCGUGCAGCCGAGCAGUCGGAGAUCGUGCAACGGAACCACGAGUGGCACCUUUGAAAUUACAUCCAAGCACGGAGAACUUAAAGGAGAUGCAUUUGAAGAAGAUUAAGCCGAAGCCGGAAACAAGACCGAUACUUCAGAGUUUAAGGGAAGGCCUGGAGCAACUGAAAAAGACUACUGUUAGAGAAAGAAGCCGGACGAGGCAGAAUUCUGGAAAUGGUUUUCUAGAGAGGAUCUCGAAGCUUGCUCAAGGUGGUCGUAACAGAAAUCCCGCUAAGAAAUCAGCGUCGUUCACAUUCGCUGUUAGACCCGAAGUCGCUAUGAAGUCUCAGGAACGCUACUCCAGUUUGGAGCCAGAAACUACCUCUCGACAGAGUCGCGCGGACUCUUCUAAACAACCUGUACAAAGAUCGGUGUCGACCAGUGUCUUAGAGGUUCCACCAACGAACAUCGAACUUCAACCGAAUUAUUCUCGCGUCCGUGACAGCCUGACACCUCUUCCGCCAGUUCCACAACCGACGAAGCCCAAAGCCGAUGAGAUUUACGCCGAGAUAUGCGACAAUAACACGACUGUCCAGAUACAAAACUGUCCUGGAAGUCACGUCAUGGCUAGCAUUAAGAUUAUCGUAAAGGGUAAUGACGCUCCAUUGGAAGAACAAAAUCCAAUCCGCAAGAAUAGAUAUAUCAAUUCGAUAAUAAUUAAUGAUCAGAUCGAUUCAAUUAUCAGCACAGAGGACGAAGUUAUUUACAAUACGAUAUUUUGAACAGAUUGGAUUACGAUUUAUCUAUUUCAACUAUUUUUUUUCUGGAGCCAUGAGAAAUACCAUGUAGAAAAUAGAGAUGGGCUGUGCUUCGUGAUCGAUAUCGCACCGAUCGUACUUCUCUCGUAGUUAUUCUUUUUCAAUUUGUAUUAUAUUUAAGUAAGGACAAUUUUUUCGAAUAAGUAUGCGUAAGUUUAGUUACAAGUCUAAUAUACUUUGUACAUAUCUUCUGCCACAUGUAUUAACUGUAAGAAGGUUACGUACGCGUGCAUAUUAAAACUGCAGAUCGCUCGAUGUAAUUAAUAAAAAAAAAAAAAAAAAAAAACAAAAAAAAAACAAAAAAAAACAAAAAAAAUAUGACUUUGUAAUUCAUGGAUGAUAAAGCUGAAAUAACACCAGUUACAAAUAAUCUUUUUAUCACCUUUUAAGAAUGACAAAAAUAAAUGUAUGUUCUUGAUGUCCCUUCCCUUUUUCUUUUUUAUUAACCUUUGUACAUUAAAUUUAUUUCGAAUUUCA